This is a messenger RNA of Megalopta genalis, 3901 nucleotides long. RefSeq lists its product as uncharacterized. The record is from RefSeq and is a predicted model, not a curated record. NCBI's taxonomy places the organism in Eukaryota, Metazoa, Arthropoda, Insecta, Hymenoptera, Halictidae.
AGCAUCACCACCGUCGUCACCACUUCCACCAGGCACUACCUUCACCACCACCACCGCCUCCACCACGGAGUAACCUCUUCUAUUUCUACUACUUCGUCCUCCUCCUCCUCAUCUUCCCACCUUUCGCGGCCGUGGAAGACGAGCAGCCACGCGCGGAUAUCCUGGCAGAGUGUUACGGAGAACGGAGAACAGUGGCACAGAACGCACGUUGCUCCAUUUUCGUGCAUCACGCACAGGAAGCCCGUUCUCGGACGCCUAGCCUUCGCAGAGCAGACAGGUCGGCGGCUGUCAUCAUCCUCGGCCGAGCCGAUCGCGAAGGCGACCGCGCGAGUUCUCCGUGAUCGAGGAUCGUGGAUCGAGGAUCAGCUCGAUUCCAAAGGCGGGAAAGCUCUUCGAACCGCUCCCGGCCACACGGACCGAAACCGCUCUGCGAUCUGCGCCCGCUUCCGAGCUGGGAAGUGCUCUCGAUAUCGACCGGUGCCGAUCGUCCAGUGGACCGGACCCCCAUCGAUCGGUGGUGAACGGGAUAACCGCGUUGUUCUACCUUCUUAGUCACCGAUCACGUAACCCCGUAACCCCGCCGCUUUCGUUUUCGACGGUGGACAAACAGUGUGCACUGUGAUUCGUGAGAGACCCCGCUCCAGUGAGUUUCCAGGGACUGGUUCUCUCUUCUUUAUCCUCGAGGGCGAGACGAAGGUCGCGCGGACACCGCCGGGACCAGCCAUGGCCGCCACCAGGACCGACUGGAACAUUAGAUUAUACGCGAUCGUGUGGCUGAUGGCCGUUGCCUCGCUGCAAUCUCAGGCGACGAAUCACGAGAACGCGGAUGGCGACGGGAACGCCGACGACUCUGUUCUGGACGAAACGACGGAGGACUAUUGGGCCGGAAGCGGAUCCGGGCCCGAAGAGGAUGACUCGCUGCACAACGAGACCAGAGAGGCGUUAACGCACGAGGCCAGCGAUCACGAUGCGGUGGUUUACGUUGGCGAGGGCGCGGCGUACGUACCGGUUCCCUCGUUGAAAGGACGACCUCUUAGCCCGAACCUUCAAGCGCUUCAGACACUUCAGGGUCUCCAAGGUCUCGCCGGAGGCGGUGGAACAGGCGUGGUCGGCGACGAGGAGUGGAAAAGGCAUCCCGAGACCUGGGACCGCGAGCAUAGGCGGUACAGACCUAACACGACACGUGUGCAACACAUCGAAGCCGAGUGCCAGGACGACUACAUGAAGAUCAGGAUCGGCUUCAACGGCUCGUUCACCGGUCUGCUGUACUCGGCAGGCUACUCGUACGACCCGGACUGCAUGUACGUUAACGGGACGGGCCGGGAUUACUACGAGUUCUACAUUCAGCUGAAUCGUUGCGGCACCCUCGGCGAGAACACUCAUCAUCAGGACAGCAGAAAGAAUCCGACAAAAAACCUGAUGUGGAACACCGUCACGGUGCAGUACAACCCGCUGAUCGAGGAGGAGUUCGACGAGCACUUCAAAGUGACUUGCGAAUACGGCUACGACUUCUGGAAGACCGUCACCUUCCCGUUCCUCGACGUCGAAGUGGCGACGGGAAAUCCCGUAGUGUUCACCCUGCAGCCACCGGAGUGCUACAUGGAAAUCAGAUACGGUUACGGGACCACUGGAACUAGAGUGGCUGGACCAGUUCGUGUCGGCGAUCCUCUGACUCUCAUUAUCUACAUGCGCAGCAAAUACGACGGUUUCGACAUCGUCGUUAACGACUGCUACGCUCACAACGGCGGCAACAAACGGAUCCAGCUGAUCGAUCAAUACGGUUGCCCGGUGGACGACAAAUUGAUCAGCCGAUUCCGCGGAUCCUGGUCGGAGAGCGGCCUCUUCGAGACCCAAGUGUUCGCCUACAUGAAGACAUUCAGGUUCACCGGCUCGCCGGCCUUGUACAUCGAGUGCGACGUCCGGAUGUGCCACGGGAGAUGUCCGAGCCAGCCCUGCCACUGGAGGAACGCCAAGAACGUGGCCAAACGGUCUCUGCCAGAUAUCGGCGGCCCCUCGACACCUGCCACCAGCCUGUCGGAGAACGUCAACCUUUUCCAGUCGUUGCGCGUUCUUCAGGAGGGCGAAGCCGACACCGAGUUCUUCCAGAAUUCCACCACGGCUUAUCGAAGCGGACCCAGCGAAGCGACGGGCGACAGAGUGUGCCUAAGAUCGACGGUUCUUAGCACGAUGAUAGGGAUCACCUGCGGUUUCCUCUGCAUAAUGGCGGGAACGAUAUUGGCCAUGUGCUCGCGGAUGCGACGACAGGCCAGGGAGAAGCUGCUGUCCGACAGCAUAAGCUACAUGACCCACAAGGGUAGAAUCAACUAAGCUCGGCCUCUGCGACUGUACUUGCGAACCUUUCCUACUUCCCUCUUCUUGACCGCUUCGUGGUACACGCGUACCAGCUGAGCGAUCGGAGAAAGUCCCUGUCGAUAAUGCGAGGACAAUCUCACUCGGUAACGUUGGCUGCGGUCGACGAGGCGGCGCCGACGGCGGUAUCGACAGUAGCGAAUAAAGGAGGACUUAAUUGAAGUAAUUUCUCAAAUUAACGGAUCCUCGUCGAUGGAUCCUUUCCAGGCGGAUUAGUUGAACGCUCGGAAAAAAACGAAGAGUAUUGUCAACCAUUGUGAUGCGAUUAGAUUAAUGCGUUUUGUUUUAGAGGGAAAAAUAGAACCCGUUCACACACACUGUCGGUAAAGAAGACAGGGAAAUCGUUGCCGAUUGAACUCGCUCAUUCUGUUAUCGACUACGCUUUCUCCCCAAUGUUCUGUUCUCUUCUUCUCCGAUCGGAGGAGAAACCUUCUCGUUUAUCGCGUGUACAAGCGAGUUGCCGUCCGUCGAUACGAUUCAAGGCGAAUUUAGAAGUCGAGGAUUUUGCCACGACCUGUUUAUCGAGCGCGCGAACGAGAAAUAUUUUUUUAGAACUUCUACGACGAAACGUGACGAGAAAGGUUUUGCAGAUCGUUGGACUGCGGAUCCGGAAGAAUUUCUUUUACAUGAAAUUUAAGAUUAAGAGAUUAAUUUAAGAUUUAAGAUUUCUUAACGUAAAGACACUAUAGGCUUUUCAUCGAUGUACGCAUAUAGUACAUUCUCGUGUUUGAAAAGUUUACGUACGUAAAUCCGUGGUUCGACGAUCAUGGUUCAGAAGAUUUCUCUCCGCUCGCGCGGUCGACCUUACAGGAGAUUAAAAUAAAUACCUAGAUAACAGGCACCUAAUGCCGUUGAUGAGAUUCAGUAGUUUAAGUAUGUCCAAUCACAUUACUCGCCAUAUUCAGGAACGCUAAAAUUUUUGGAGCCUCGAGUUGCAGCUUAACUAACCGGAUAUGUUAAUAAUUGCGUUGUUAAUAAUAACAAUUUCCGCGUGGAGAUUCUUACAUACAAAAAUAUUCUUUUGAUUGCGAUGCCAAGAAAAAUUAAUUGCUAUUGAAGAAAUUCACUGAAAAAACUGAAAUUGUUAAUCUUUUACCUUCGAAAGACUGUUCAGUCGUCGCAGGUAGAGAAAAUCUCUCGAGAAAUUAGACAAUUAUAGUGUAUUUUUGAAACCUAUGAAACGAUCGCCAGCGAUCGAUAUAAACGUCGUAUUUAUUGACCAUAAAUGUACUAAAUCGAGGAAGAAUGUGGCCAACGAUUGUACGAGCAUCGUUAACGCUUUCUCGAGUUAGCAGCGAACAACAUUUAACCCUUUGCGGACGAAGUCGCUCGACGGGCGAGCGUCGCUGUGGGCGACAGGUAUUGCAUAUAAAAUAAAAAUGUUAAAUUAAAAUGUUAUAUAAAAUAUGUGAGAAGCUUUGCUGGUUUCUCCGGUAGCGACACUGAAAGACUGAAUCGACAAAACAGAAAUUCGUUCUGAAGCUACGGUUAAAUUAAUAAAUUUAUAUUAACCCUUAGGGGACCAAAACUA